AUGGAAGUCAUUGAAGAAAACUCGCAAGAAGAUGAAAAUUUGGAAGAUCAAAGGGAAAUGAGACGUGUAAUUGACUCAGCAACUAAUCGAUAUGAACACCCACACGAACUUCUUCGUCGUGCAAAUACUAAUUGUGAAAGGGAAGAAGAGGAUCCAAGGCAAGAACAAAUGAUAUUACAUGGUAGAGAAAUGUUAAGAGACGAAUAUGAGCGCGAACGAGAGAUUGCACGUGCGAGAGAUAGACAGAUAAGAAGGGAAGAAUUAGAAGAAAGAGAAUUACAAAGCGGAUUGCGUCAUAUUGAUAAUCGAGUAAGGGGACGCGAGCGUCAUCGCAUAGAUGAUAUAGAUCAAGGUCGAGUUACACCACAAGAAAGAGAAAUAUCAAGACAUCGAUAUGAUCGCACGUGCAAUGAAGAAAGACAUGAUAGAGUACAAAUUGAAGCAAAUACUGAAAGACGUAGGCGAAGAAGAUAG
This is a messenger RNA of Papaver somniferum (opium poppy), 474 nucleotides long. Its product is annotated as zinc finger CCCH domain-containing protein 13-like. The coding region runs from base 1 to 474 and encodes 157 amino acids. Lineage: Eukaryota; Viridiplantae; Streptophyta; Magnoliopsida; Ranunculales; Papaveraceae. The transcript has a single exon. The record is from RefSeq and is a predicted model, not a curated record.